AUGACAGUUGAAGAAAUAAGAGUCUACAAAGUACAUUCCAACGCCAAAAUCCCAAAGAGGCAAUCUGAAGGAGCAGCUGGAUAUGAUGUGCAUUCUGUGGAGUCUGGAGUGAUCCUGCCGGGGGAGAGAAAGUCCAUACGAACGGGAUUAAUAUGGGACAUUCCCCAGUCGAUUGUUGGACUAGUGUUUGGAAGGUCAGGGCUUGCUUUGAAGAACUGGAUGGAGGUGGUUGAGACAUGUGUAUACCCUGGGGAAAACAAAGAAUUGGUGAUUACUCUUAUUAACAAUGGAAAGCAGCCGUUUGAAUAUGAAGAAUGCUGCCGCAUAGCUCAGCUUGUAUUUGUUCCCGUGCUAAGCUGUGAAGUGAAUCUUGUGGAGUCUCUUGAUUCCACUGAAAGAGGAUGUCUUGGAUUUGGAUCAACAGGAAUGAAAUAA
Encephalitozoon romaleae SJ-2008 is the source of this 435-nucleotide messenger RNA. Its product is annotated as dUTPase. Gene Ontology annotation, biological process: dUTP catabolic process; dUMP biosynthetic process. The record is from RefSeq and is a predicted model, not a curated record. NCBI's taxonomy places the organism in Eukaryota, Fungi, Microsporidia, Unikaryonidae. Bases 1 to 435 code for a protein of 144 amino acids. The transcript has a single exon. Gene Ontology annotation, molecular function: dUTP diphosphatase activity; magnesium ion binding.